Molecule: messenger RNA, 3009 nt
Organism: Puntigrus tetrazona (Sumatra barb)
Lineage: Eukaryota; Metazoa; Chordata; Actinopteri; Cypriniformes; Cyprinidae
Gene: gpr63
Product: G protein-coupled receptor 63
Exons: 2
Coding region: 555-1793 (412 amino acids)
Biological process (GO): G protein-coupled receptor signaling pathway
Cellular component (GO): membrane
Molecular function (GO): G protein-coupled receptor activity
Source: RefSeq, a predicted model, not a curated record
AGCACGAGCGACACGGUGUGUUUGGGAUGCAUUUGCGAAACGAGAAGCGGGUACAAAAUGUAUCAUGUAUUCUUCUCCGUUUAAAAAUAGCGUUCGCACUCGAUAAAACAGCUAUGUGUUAAGUCUUUUUAGCUCAGGUUUUUUGCAACAGGGUUUUUAUAUUUUUCGUCUAUUUUGCAGCAGGAGUUUACAGAUUGAUUCACGUCCCCAAAUAGGGCAAAACUCUAAUGUUUUCGUAAAUGUUUUAUACACGUUUAGUGUUUUUCGACCGAAGCCGUGCCAGCCGGGUUUUAUUCCUUUUACUCGAAGAAAUAGAUCUCACGGAUGGACGCGUAUUUUCGUGGAUAUGUGGGAUGUCGGAGCUUCAAACAUCUGGAUGAGAGAAGGAUGUGUAUCUGAAUCUAAGCGUAUAAUGAUGUGACUGAUGCCGCAUCAUAUAUUUAAAAAAAGCCACAGAGGAGAAUCAAGGCUCUGCCCCCAUGCUGAGAUGUGUGCUAGUGAACUAUCCGAGAGGCUGAGCAUGCUCUCUUUACCAUGUAAAUGCAAAAAGAAGCAUGUUUUAUUCCUCCACUAGUCCACCUGUGGCUUCAGGGCAGCCUAGCGCCACCCUGUACCUCGUGCCCAAGGUGCUGACCCAGCCACGGACAAUUACAAGAGCCAUGGACAAUUCAUCGGCAAAAGUCAAUGGUUCGCUAGAGCUCCGGACGCUAUCGGAAUAUGUCACGCCUUCAACCGGUUGGCAGGACCCUGUUCAGGGCCUGAACCUGCCCCUCCAGGUGUUCUUUGGCUUGGUCAUCAUCUGCGUGCUGCUGCUGGCCUUCCUCGGAAACAUGGUGGUCUGCCUCAUGGUUUACCAGAGAGCCGCUAUGCGUUCCGCUAUUAACAUCUUGCUGGCCAGCCUCGCCUUUGCCGAUAUGAUGUUAGCGGUCCUCAACAUGCCCUUUGCGCUAGUCACAAUGGUUACCACGCGCUGGAUCUUCGGAGAGGCAUUUUGUCGCAUUUCGGCCAUGUUUUUCUGGAUGUUCCUGAUGGAGGGAGUGGCUAUUUUGAUGAUCAUAAGCGUGGACCGCUUCCUAAUCAUCGUGCAAAAGCAGGACAAACUCAGUCCACGCAGGGCCAAAUUGUUGAUUGCGGUCUCAUGGUCUCUGUCUUUCUGCUUUUCCUUCCCUCUUUCCAUUGGCCAUCCAGCCCUGUACAUUCCUCCCAGAGCACCGCAGUGUGUUUUUGGCUACACGGUUGAGCGUAGCGACCACACUUACGUGAUGCUCAUCAUGCUGGUGUUCUUCUUUGUACCAUUCCUGGUGAUGCUCUACACGUUCAUGGGCAUCUUGAGUACGCUCAGGCACAAUGCGCUGCGCAUCCACUCCCACCCUGACUCAGUGUGCCUCAGCCAGGCCAGCAAGCUGGGUCUGAUGAGUCUGCAGAGGCCCUUUCAGAUGAACGUUGACAUGAGCUUCAAAACACGUGCCUUCACUACGAUCCUCAUUCUGUUCUCAGUCUUCACUGCAUGCUGGGCUCCAUUCGCUACGUACAGCUUGUUGUCCACCUUCAGUCAUGCCUUCUACUACCGGCAGAACUUUUUUGAGAUCAGCACAUGGUUGCUGUGGAUCUGCUACCUCAAGUCAGCCCUAAAUCCUCUCAUCUACUACUGGAGAAUCAAGAAGUUCCGUGACGCCUGCCUUGACCUGAUGCCCAAGUACUUCAAGUUCCUGCCACAACUGCCUGGCCACACCAAGAGACGUAUCCGUCCCAGUGCUGUUUAUGUGUGUGGGGAGCAUCGAUCUGUGGUGUAGUUGAAGAUGCUUCAGAAGCUUCUUUUGUAAUUCUUACGGUAGAGUCUUAUCAAGCUGUGAUAUGGUUGGUCAUUCUUCGAACCACAGGAUGUUUUCUACCUGGUCUCAUGGCAUUAACCUACCUUGGUGCACUUUUUAGCGAGCCACAAAAUACGUAACAAUAAGUUCAUCGCUGCAGUUUCCAAAAGAAAUUAACGCUAGAGGCAGUAAAACUCUUAGGUCUUUUAUUCCUUUUCACACAGAUUUCCACAGUUUUGAUUAAUAAAACAUGAUUUUUGCACAAAUGUUAUGACUUAAUAUUAAUAUGCUGGGACAUUUGAAAACUGGUGCUUUUGAACGUUAGCAUCACACAUAUUCAGCUUUACACUCCAGUUCGAAUCCCAUGUAAAACUGUUUUACAAAAGUAUAAAUCUGUGUAAAAGGCAGUUGAAAUGGCAUGGUUGCAUCAACAAAUGCUUUUUGAUAUCAGUUUUGCAUUUGUUAACGCUAUCAGGUAGGUUUAUGGUUUGAUGAUCGAGUAUGUGUAACUAAAGCGACAUAUUAAAAACACAGCAAUACUUAUGUAACAUAAUAAAAAUGUGCCAGGGUCAUGUAUUAAACCUGUGUUUUAGUGUCACUUAGUGGAAAUUUCUCUUUGAAACUGCUGCAAACAUGCAGUAAGAUAAGUGUUGCACAAAAAGUGCACAGAGGUACAUAUUUUUUUAUGAGACCAGGUUGGAUGUAAAAGAUUAGCUGUAAAAGAUUGUACAGAUGAGACGGUUUACAGAGCCUGUACAUUAAACUACUUUAAUUGCACAAUGUUUUUUUUUAGGAUUUAGAUUGUAAUAGAAGUUUGUUCAAUCAGUCAGGUGCUGCUAUAUUUGGUGAAAAUGUGCAAUCUUCUGUUUUAUGCCUUGAAUGUAAAUCGAUUUUGUGUGCUGUAUAUGUUUUGGUUUGUAUUGUUUUGUUUUGUUUUUUCUUGACUUUGUGAUUCUGUUUUAAAUUUAACCAUUUUCUAUUUAAUUUGGUUGAUUGCUCGGCUAUUCUGUUUUAAUGAUUUUUUUUUUUUUUUGUGGAAAAAAGGACAGGCAUUUGACAAAGGUAUAAGCAUGUUCCAAACUGAUCAGUAGAUGAUUUUGUGGAAAUACAUGAUUUUUAAUGUGAAUUUUAAAAUUGUGAUUUCCAUGACUUGAAGCGAAUAAAAUCAUGGAAAUGAAUAAAAUUAAAUCUCAUGGAA